AUGGCGGGAAAUGACUGGAUAAACAGUUACCUGGAGGCAAUACUGGACGUGGACACAGGAGGGAUCAAUGAUAAUAACAAUAAUAAUAAAUCAUCGUCUCUUCUGUUGCGAGAGCGAGGUCGCUUCAGCCCCGCCCAAUACUUCGUCGAGGAAGUCAUCACCGGCUUCAACGAGACCGAUCUCCACCGCUCUUGGGUUCGCGCAUCAUCAAUUCGGAAUUCGGAGGAGAGGAAUACGAGGUUGGAGAAUAUGUGUUGGAGGAUUUGGACCUUGGCUCGUAAGAAAAAACAGAUUGAGGUUGAAGAAUCACAACGCAGGACAAAAAGGCGUCUAGAACGUGAAAAUGCACAUCGGGAAGCAACUGCUGAUAUGUCGGAGGACUUAUCGGAAGGAGAAAAGGGAGACACGGUUUGUGAUAUUUCAGUUCGUGGCGAUAGUGUUAGAGGAAGAAUGCCUAGGGUUAGCUCUAUUGAUAUGAUGGCUAACUUGGCUAGUCCUCACGCAGAUAAGAAACUUUAUAUUGUGUUGGUCAGGUAUUAUCUAUAUACCAUUGCCUCUUUAGUUUCAUCUGCAUGCAAUAAUCUUGAUUAAUGUGAUGGUUCAUUUCUUUUCAAUCUCUGCAGUCUUCAUGGAUUGAUCCGCGGAGAAAACAUGGAACUUGGUCGUGACUCUGAUACUGGAGGUCAGGUUAAGUAUGUGGUGGAACUAGCCAGAGCGUUGGGCUCGACGCCUGGAGUUUAUCGUGUUGAUUUGCUUACAAGGCAAGUAUUGGCACCAGAUGUGGACUGGACAUACGGUGAACCAACAGAGAUGUUAAAUCCAUUAAACCCCGAGAACCACUUUAACGAAAUUGGGGAGAGUGGUGGUGCAUAUAUUGUCCGCAUACCCUUUGGCCCUAAAGAUAAGUACCUCUCUAAAGAAGUUUUGUGGCCUCAUAUUCCGGAAUUUGUUGACGGUGCACUUGGCCACAUUCUGCAGAUGUCUAAGGUCCUCGGCAAGCAAAUCGGCAGUGAGAAACCACUCUGGCCCAUUGCUAUCCACGGACACUAUGCCGAUGCAGGAAACUCAGCUGCUCUUCUCUCUGGAGUGUUAAAUGUGCCAAUGGUCUUCACUGGCCAUUCACUCGGGCGUGACAAGCUGGAACAACUCUUGAAGCAAGGGAGGCAAUCGAGGGAGGAGAUAAAUUCCACUUACAAAAUAAUGAGGCGUAUAGAGGCUGAGGAGAUCACUCUUGAUGUUUCUGAAGUAAUAAUUACCAGCACCAGACAGGAAAUAGAAGAGCAGUGGCGUCUCUACGACGGCUUUGAUCCAGUUUUAGAGCGCAAACUUCGAGCUCGUAUCAAACGUAAUGUCAGCUGUCAUGGGAGGUUCAUGCCUCGCAUGGUUGUAAUCCCUCCUGGAAUGGAAUUCCGUAAUAUUGUCUCACAAGAUGGAGACAUAGAUGGAGAAAUAGAAGGAAACGAAGAUAGUUACGGCGCUCAUGAUCCGCCUAUUUGGUCAGAGAUUAUGCGCUUCUUUACUAAUCCACGCAAGCCUAUGAUACUAGCUCUUGCUAGACCGGACCCAAAGAAGAAUCUAAUCACUUUGGUGAAAGCUUUUGGAGAGUGUCGCCAACUCAGAGAACUUGCAAACCUUACUUUGAUAAUGGGAAACAGAGAUGCGAUCGAUGAUAUGUCUUCUACAAAUUCAUCAGUCCUCCUCUCUAUACUCAAAUUGAUCGACAAAUACGACCUUUACGGUCAAGUGGCAUAUCCUAAGCAUCAUAAGCAAUCUGACGUCCCUGAUAUAUAUCGCCUGGCCGCAAAAACAAAAGGUGUUUUCAUCAAUCCGGCUUACAUCGAGCCAUUUGGUCUCACCUUAAUUGAGGCAGCUGCUCGUGGUCUACCUAUCGUUGCCACAAAAAACGGAGGUCCUGUUGACAUUCACAGGGUUCUUGAUAACGGCGUGCUAGUCGACCCACACGAUCAUCAGUCCAUUGCAGAUGCCCUGCUGAAGCUCGUUUCGGAGAAGCAACUCUGGUGUAGAUGCAGGGAUCAUGGAUUAAACAAUAUUCAUCUAUUCUCAUGGCCGGAGCAUUGCAAGACGUAUUUAGCCCGAGUAACGAGUUGCAAGCAAAGGCAGCCAAAAUGGCAAAGAAGUGAAACCGCCAACCCAGAUUCAGAAUCCGAUUCUCCUGGUGGUUCCUUGAGAGAUAUUCACGACCUAUCAUUAAGUCUGAAGAUUUCGUUAGACGGUGAGAAGAACGAAGGGAUUGGCAGUUUAGUUCUCAAAGGCCAAGAAAUGGCAACUGACAGUAAUACAAACCAGAUCAAGAGUGCACCUCUCAAACUGUCGUCUGCAAAUGAGUCAAUGGAGAAACAAGAAAAUUCUAGAUUCCCAUCACUGAGGACGAGGAAAUUCAUCGUCGUCAUUGCUGUCGAUUCUGAUUCAGUAGCUGAUAUUCUAGAUAUCACGAAAAUAAUAUUUGAAGUCAUUAAAACAGAUAAUAAGGAUACGGCAUCUCAGCACUCUAUCGGCUUCAUUUUAUCUACAUCUUGGAGUAUGUCUGAGAUAAACUGUGUCCUGGAGAAAGCUGGGUUGAAAUCCAGUUACUUUGAUGCAUUUAUAUGUAACAGCGGAAGCGAGAUAUACUAUCCAUCUCCAAAUUCUUCGGAAUCUCAGUACAUUAUGGAUUCAGAUUAUCAUCCACACAUCGACUAUCGGUGGGGUGGAGAAAGCUUGAGGAAUACACUGGUGAGGUGGGCUAAUUCUAUUAAUGAUAAAAAGAAAGAACCUGUCAUCACCGAACUUGACUCGGGGUCUUCACACUGCUACGAAUUUAGAGUUCGGGACCCAUCAUUGGUUCCUCCAUUUAAGGAACUUAGGAGAUUGAUGAGAAUCCAGGCGCUCCGUUGCCAUGCGAUAUACUGCAAAAACGGGGAAAGGAUAAACGUGAUACCAAUACUUGCGUCUAGAGCACAAGCACUAAGGUAUUUGUAUGUUAGAUGGGGGAUGGAGUUGUCAAAAGUGGUGGUGUUUAUGGGAGAGAGCGGAGAUUCUGAUUACGAGGGAUUGCUUGGUGGACUACACACAAGCGUGAUUCUAAAGGGGCUGAGCAUUGGUUCCAGUAAAAUACACGACAAUAGAAGCUAUCCUCUCGAACACGUUAUACCAACAGAUAAUACAAAGAGUGUUGAAUGCGAUAAAUGUGACAGAGAUGGCAUCAAAGCAACACUUGGGAAGCUAGGCCUUCUAAAGAGUUAG
Molecule: messenger RNA, 3243 nt
Organism: Erythranthe guttata (spotted monkey flower)
Lineage: Eukaryota; Viridiplantae; Streptophyta; Magnoliopsida; Lamiales; Phrymaceae
Source: RefSeq, a predicted model, not a curated record